UGAAAAAUUUUGUGAGGGGGUUUUAUUUUGACAUAAGGUUUAUUGUGCGCCUGAACCAUAUCAAGGACCAGUGCUGUUGUCAUAGCUAGAGCGUAUUGUGGGGACAUCAUAGCCCGGGCGACAUACAAUUCAUUACAUAUUCAGCAGAGGGCGCUCAAACCGAAGCAUAAAAGAAUGACAUACGGAGAACCGAACUGAUUUUUCUGAUGAUUUAAGUAGGCAACCUAGCUAUCUAGCUGCACUGCUGCUGCUGGCCGUGGUGGUGUCCAUAAUGUUUAGUUCUAUAUUGAACGGUCUGAAAAAACUAACUCAAUGGUUAUCCGUUAUAUACCUCCGAAAACAGCCAGCUUGUGUGGCUUCACAACGAGAUAGCUAGGCUAUUUCACGAGUUGGACUCGGUUAGAUAGCUGAUGAGACAAUACAGCCCCGCUUUGGACGAGGCUGCUGCCGUGGGCUUUCAGGCAGCGCUACCAGUACCAUCGUGUUCUGAAGCGCUGACUCUGCACCUGUGCAGCAAGCUAACGUUGCCUAGGUAGCUUUCUAUCAUUACUAGACAGUGUUCGUGGAACCGUCAGCUGACAAACUAUGGCAAAGGUACAAGUAAACAGUGUAAUCGUACUGGAUAAUCCAUCUCCGUUUUUUAACCCCUUUCAGUUUGAGAUCACCUUCGAGUGUAUAGAAGAUUUGCCUGAAGAUCUGGAGUGGAAAAUAAUUUAUGUGGGAUCAGCAGAGAGUGAAGAAUAUGACCAGGUGCUGGACUCUGUUCUUGUUGGACCAGUGCCUGCAGGAAGGCACAUGUUUGUGUUCCAGGCUGAUGCAGCAAAUCCUGCCCUGAUCCCUGACGGAGAUGCAGUGGGAGUCACUGUCGUGUUGAUAACGUGUACCUACAGGACACACGAGUUUAUUCGGGUUGGGUAUUAUGUGAACAAUGAAUAUAUGGACCCAGAGCUCAGAGAAAAUCCACCCGUAAAACCAGAUUUUGCAAAGCUCCAGAGAAACAUCCUGGCCUCAAACCCACGAGUCACACGCUUCCACAUUAACUGGGAUGAGAGUAACGUGAAAAUGGAUCAUUCAGAGCCCCCAAACCUCAGCAUUCAGCCGUUGCUCACUUCAGACAACUCGACUUCAUCAUCUAAAGGGCUGGUCACUGGGAAUUCGUUACACCUCAUGUCAGACUCACUUAUGAACUGUCUAUGACUGACCAGCUUCAACGUCAUUGCCAUUCUGUGAAGGAAAGGCUUAUUCUGGAAAAAAUGGUCUUUCUAUGUUCUGUUUUAAUUGUGUGUGUUACUUUGUUAUAAUGCCAGUGAAUAUAACAUCAGGUUCUGAAAAGGCUAAGAUUCCUUUUGAUCGCCUCAUUUGUGGCAUUUCACCAUCUAAUUGCAAAACAGAAGUGCUGCUGUUAUUUUUGUGAGAGUUGCUCUCAGUCAGACCAACAUCUGUUUUCCACUGAUGGAGCAGUGCUGAACUAAGCCAUUCUAGACUAUGGCCUAGCUUAUCAAUGCAGUUGGUUUUACAUUAUCGUGCACAGUUGUAGGAGAGGUACAUAUUACUGCAAGAAAAAAUGUAACUUCAAGUUUCACUUUGUUAACAAAUGUAUUCAUCUUGUAUUAAUCCUUGUUCAAGUAGUGCUGGUUCUGUCCACAGCUGUGUAUGCUAUCUGUAAAAACUAUACAUUUGUUCUAACUAUUGAGCUUAACUGGUAGUUGCACUACGCAGAAUAUCGACAGAAUAUUUCUCCUUUUUGACAGUUUUGUAGCUGACUGACAAAAGUCACACAUCCUAUGCUCGUUGGUAACCACGCCAGCACUACAUUGGUUGUGGUGUAGAGUAAACAUGGGUAAACCUGGUUUGUUUUGAAAAAGACAUUUAUAUGACGGUGGAAGUCCACCUGCAAUUUGUGUAUAAGGGACUCACUGUUUGGCAGCUGCAACAAAAAGGCUCAAAUGAAUAUUAUAUUAUGCUGAUGAUGCAUACAACAUAGUUGAAAAUGGCAUUUGCUUUUUUGGUUUCAGAACAUGGUAUAAGAGCAAGAAGGCAUAAUAUUGGUGGAAAAUACCAAAUAAGGUACUUUAAAAGUGGAUGCUGCCAUUUCACGUGUAGCGGUUGGAAAGACACGUGUGUGAAAGAAAAAAAUGUAAUGAAUACAGGAAAGUUUUUUUUUUUUUUUUUUUUUUUUUUAAUGAGAAAAUAUUUUAGAAAAUUGGCCUGCUACCAAAGGAGGGAAGAUUGCAUUCUGCUGUGCAAAAUGCAUUCAUUACCUGCAAGAAAGCCAUUCAUUAGGGGCCAAAUAAUCAGACAUUUUUGCAGUGCAAGAUGUGCCACAUUGGCGGCGGUGAGGGUGGGGGGCGGGGUUGUUAAUUGACCACCAUUUGUCAUUUAUGGCAAUAAAAGUAUUUAAAUUUUGUCAAAUAUACUUCUGACAGUAGUGAGGAAGUCCAUCUGUGUGUGGAUUGAGAGACGGAUGGAAUUUUUCCAUGGGGAGUGAAAUGCCAUCCAACAAUAUGGAGGACUACUGUUCUUGUCAGACACAGAGCAUGCUAAAAUAAGUAGAGCCCAGACUGACAUGCAAAACUGAAAUUUUUAAAGACUGCUUCUGUCAGAUGAACUUGAAUAUAUAUAUAUGGCUUCACUUAAACAUAUAUAUAUACUGUAUGUGUGUGUGUGUGUGUGUAUAUAUAUAUAUAUAUAUAUAUAUAUAUAUAUAUAUAGUGUAAUAAUUUGAAAGCUAAAACAUCUAUCCAAUGUAUUUAACUGUGCUAAUCCAGGUUGUCAGAAUUAGCAUAGGCUAUAUUUUAUGUUACCAACAAGUGAACUAAAAAUGCAGUUGUACCCUGCUUAUGCAUGUUUAUGUAUUGGGUGAGCAGUACAACGUUUCCCCUCUAUUCACCAUUGACAGCAGUAGGUAGUUCAGACAGUGUUUAGUGUGACUGACUACAACACAGUAAAAAUAAGCGGGAGGGCAUCUCUUUGACUUCUGCCAACAUGCUGUCACUUAAGAAUCUUGAGAAUCCAUUGUACAGCGAUUGUUAUAUUGCUGAUGUCAGCCUUCUCACCCAGUUGGACAGUUUUAUAUUUCAAAACUACUCUGUGAAGCUAAGUUUAAUAAUAAUUUUAGUAAUAAAUGUUAUAGAUCUAACUAUAUUUUUCCAUAUAAUAUGCAAAAAUAUGAGAUUUUGCACACAAUCCACCAUUCACAUCUAAAGCAAAUAUUUUAAAAAUAUUUUAUUAAUGAAGAUUCCACAAUAUGUUAUGCUGAUAUGCUGAUGCUCUAACAUGCCAGCAUAUUAUUUGCUGCACAGACUUAGCAUGGGCUAAAAGUUUUGGUGAUUUUGCACUAAUCUUGCCUUUUAGUUCAUUAUUUUUUAAAGUACAUUUUAAGCUCUGUCUCUAAGUAUAUUGUGGCUUUGGCUUUGCUUUUCAUAGUACAGCAGGUGAUAAAAUGCAUUGUCUACAAUUAUUAAAAUGUGUCAUUUAAUAAUUGA
Molecule: messenger RNA, 3485 nt
Organism: Anguilla anguilla (European eel)
Lineage: Eukaryota; Metazoa; Chordata; Actinopteri; Anguilliformes; Anguillidae
Product: histone chaperone ASF1-like
Exons: 4
Coding region: 586-1197 (203 amino acids)
Biological process (GO): DNA replication-dependent chromatin assembly
Cellular component (GO): nucleus
Molecular function (GO): histone binding
Source: RefSeq, a predicted model, not a curated record